AUGUUGUUGCUGGCAGCGGUGCAAGGCGCCUUGCUCCUACGGCUGGCUGCCGCCGACUGCCGGUCGCAGCUGCUGCAGGCGGCACCCAGCAGCAGCGGCAAGGAGGGCUGGAUAGACGUGGACAGCCCUGUGGACAGCUGCACCAAGCAGCUGGACGGCUUCGACGGCCAGUACCAACUGGUGUUUAGCGACGAGUUCAACACGCUGGACCGGGACUUUAAGGCGGCUGCCCAGGACGGCAGGUGGACGGCGCAGCAUCAGUACUACUUCCCCACAAAGGACGAGGAGGUGUACAGGCCGGAGCAGGUCACGGUGGAAGGCGGCGCAGCCGUCAUCACCCUGGAGCGGCUGCCGGGGAACGAGGCGGGCACGGCGCCCAGCCAGCAGCCCGACGGCGAGGUUUGGCAGGUGUCCAAAAAGUAUGUGAGCGGCAUGUUCAACUCCUGGAACAAGUUCUGCUACACGGGCGGGUACAUCGAGGCGGCGGUGCAGCUGCCCGGCAACGCCGUCACCAGCGGCUUCUGGCCCGCGUUUUGGACGAUGGGCAACCUGGGCCGGGCUGGGUACAUGGCGUCCACGGCGGGCACCUGGCCGUACAGCUACAACACGUGCCAGGGGUCGGGCAAGCAGGAGUGGAGCGGGCUGGAAGGCCAGCUGAUCACGGCGUGCCCGGGGGACCCUCCCGGGGUCAACCGCGCGGCAUGGGGCCUGCACCCGCAGCAGGGGCGCGGCGCCCCGGAGUUUGACGUGUUUGAGACCAGGCGAGCCAUGGCAGGGCGCCAGGCAGGGCGCCAGCCAGCAGGCAACUCGCCCGGCGGCGUGCAGCCGCCGCACGCCAGCCAGACGCUGCAGAUGGCGCCGCUCAUGCCAGAGGGGACCAACUGGUGGAGCGGUCCCGCCUCGGGCGGCGUGCAGUACCCCGGCGCGGGGUCGCCGUACGCCACGAGGCGCAACCCCUGGUCGGGCGCGCUGCAGCGGCCCGGCAACGAGUACCAGGACAGCGUGAGCGCGCUGAGCGACCUGGGGCCCAGCUACUACACAGGGUACCACACGUACGGCGUGGACUGGCGGCCGGGGCAGUACCUUCGGUGGUACCUGGAUGGCGUGCUGCUGUACGAGGUCAACUCGCAGGCGCUGGUUGAGCAGACCAACGCCACAGGUGCGUGGGUGGGUCCGCGCCUCAUCCCGCUAGAGCCCAUGUAUGUGAUCUUCAACCUGGGUAUGAGCGAGGCGUUUGGGGAGAUUCAGUACGGCCAGCUGCCCUUUCCGGCCGCCAUGAAGGUCGAUUGGGUCAGGGUGUACCAGCGCCCCGACGCCAUCAACGUGGGCUGCUCCCCGCCCGACUUCCCCACGGCCCAGUACAUCGCCUGCAACCGACACAAGUUUGUGAUGUCGGAGGAGGAGGAGGGCAUGCUGGUGCGGGAGCAGUGCAGCAGCAACGUGGUGGGGGCGGCGGCAGGGAGGGCGCCGCUGCGGGGGCUGCUGCACGGCGGGCUGGCGGCGGCAGCAUCAGCCCUGCUGGCGCUGGCGCCCUGA
This is a messenger RNA of Chlorella variabilis, 1536 nucleotides long. RefSeq lists its product as hypothetical. The record is from RefSeq and is a predicted model, not a curated record. Gene Ontology annotation, cellular component: plasma membrane; endoplasmic reticulum membrane. NCBI's taxonomy places the organism in Eukaryota, Viridiplantae, Chlorophyta, Trebouxiophyceae, Chlorellales, Chlorellaceae. Gene Ontology annotation, molecular function: glucosidase activity. The transcript is spliced from 12 exons. Gene Ontology annotation, biological process: (1->6)-beta-D-glucan biosynthetic process. Bases 1 to 1536 code for a protein of 511 amino acids.